AUGGCACGCCUCCCGUACCCCGAUGUCAAGGGAGCUCCCCUCAACAUUUCCAAGCUUCUCGCACAUAGCCCAGCCACCGUCAACCACUGGUCGAAAAUCGCAGGCGCUCACUUCAAAGACCUCGAGCUAUCCUCCAAGAACCGGGAGUUGGUCAUUCUUCUGAGCACGGCAAAGUUCCGAUCCACCUACGAGUGGACGCACCACAGCACAGUCUCCGCAAAGGAGGGUGUCACUGACGCCCAACGCGAAGUGAUUGUCCAGGCUGGGAGGCAGAAGGGAUACUUCUCUGCUCAAGGGAAACUGGAAUCUCUUGCGGAGUUGUUCACGUCAAAGGAAAAGGCCCUCUUAUUGUUUAUCGAGGCCGUCAUCGACGGGCCAGAGGUUGCGGAUGAACUAUGGACGAAAGCCAAGACUGAGUUUUCUGACCGAGAGGUCGUGGAAAUGAUCACUCUGCAGGGUUUCUACUACACCUUUUCACGCCUCACAACCGUCUUGAAUGUAGAGUUGGAGCCCUUCGCCAAGCCAUCCAAGCUCUAA
This is a messenger RNA of Colletotrichum scovillei, 537 nucleotides long. RefSeq lists its product as uncharacterized. NCBI's taxonomy places the organism in Eukaryota, Fungi, Ascomycota, Sordariomycetes, Glomerellales, Glomerellaceae. The record is from RefSeq and is a predicted model, not a curated record. Bases 1 to 537 code for a protein of 178 amino acids. The transcript has 2 exons.